Symphalangus syndactylus (siamang) is the source of this 5149-nucleotide messenger RNA. It is a transcript of the gene ZFAT, whose product is annotated as zinc finger and AT-hook domain containing. The record is from RefSeq and is a predicted model, not a curated record. Gene Ontology annotation, biological process: positive regulation of transcription by RNA polymerase II. NCBI's taxonomy places the organism in Eukaryota, Metazoa, Chordata, Mammalia, Primates, Hylobatidae. Gene Ontology annotation, cellular component: nucleus.
GUGUGAUCUUGGGCCGCUCAGUGCUCUGUAGCCCCUAAAACCCAGCCGGGUGGCUCAAAGGAAAGCACCCCACGCUUCGAGAAACGCCGCAGUUUUGAGCGGGAUGCAGGUUGGGAGCACCCCGAUGGACACAUGAGUAAACUGAGAGCAAGAAAAGUUAAUUCGCUGCCCUAAGUUAGGUAGUGAGAGGUAGAGCUGGGACACAAAGCGCACCCAGAACUCUCCUUGCACGCCCAGACCGGCGGCCCCACAUGCCGCGGGUCUAAGGUCGCGCUAGCAGAGGCCUGGCACAACCGCCAGACUCCUGAUCCCGAGAUCCGCGCUCCGGACCUCCCGAGGGCCCCUCCCUGGGCGUGGCUCAAAACGCGGCGCGGCGGAAUCCGCGGAGUGGGAUAAAAAGCACGGCCUCCGGCUGCGAGCAUGCGCGUUAGCUCGGCCCUGCAGGGCCGCGCUCGGCGCCGGGGGAGGGUCACCCGAGGCGGACGUCCGCUACGCAGGCGUCUGCGCCCCGUGGGGAGGAGGGCGAAGACUCCAUCCGCCAUGUUGGAUGCCGCAGAUUCGCCAUAACCUCGCCGGCUCUUUUCUUAAAAAAAUAAAAAUAAAAAGCGAAGCGUCAGCAGGGCGCCCCGCCCCCUCGGCCGGCACGGGAGGGGGCCCAGAAGAGCCCGAGGCUUUUUUUUCCUCCGCGGUGGGGGCGUUGCCAUGGAGACGCGGGCGGCCGAAAACACGGCCAUCUUUAUGUGUAAAUGUUGUAACCUUUUCUCACCAAAUCAGUCGGAACUCCUCUCCCACGUUUCAGAGAAGCACAUGGAAGAAGGGGUUAAUGUUGAUGAGAUUAUUAUUCCCCUUAGGCCUCUGAGUACACCUGAACCCCCCAACUCAAGCAAAACCGGAGAUGAGUUUUUGGUCAUGAAGAGAAAGAGAGGCAGGCCUAAGGGGUCCACGAAGAAGUCCAGCACAGAAGAGGAGCUGGCAGAAAACAUUGUGAGUCCGACUGAGGACAGCCCGCUGGCUCCGGAGGAAGGGAACAGCCUGCCUCCAAGCAGCUUGGAGUGUAGCAAGUGCUGUCGGAAGUUCUCCAACACGCGCCAGCUGCGGAAGCACAUCUGCAUUAUCGUGCUGAAUUUGGGUGAGGAGGAAGGAGAAGCAGGUAACGAGUCUGACCUUGAACUAGAAAAGAAGUGUAAGGAAGAUGAUCGGGAAAAAGCCUCGAAAAGACCACGGUCACAGAAAACAGAGAAAGUCCAGAAGAUCUCAGGAAAGGAGGCCGGACAGCUUUCUGGGGCGAAGAAACCCAUCAUAAGUGUGGUUUUAACUGCACACGAAGCAAUUCCAGGUGCUACCAAGAUUGUACCAGUGGAGGCUGGGCCCCCUGAAACAGGAGCUACAAAUUCUGAGACCACUUCAGCAGACCUGGUGCCUCGGAGAGGCUACCAGGAAUACGCCAUUCAGCAGACACCUUAUGAGCAACCAAUGAAGUCAAGCAGGCUAGGUCCCACUCAGCUCAAAAUCUUCACUUGUGAAUACUGCAACAAGGUCUUCAAGUUCAAGCACUCGCUGCAGGCCCACCUGAGGAUCCACACCAAUGAAAAGCCAUACAAGUGUCCCCAGUGCAGCUAUGCCAGUGCCAUCAAGGCCAACCUCAACGUGCACCUGCGCAAGCACACUGGAGAGAAGUUCGCCUGCGACUAUUGCUCGUUUACCUGCCUGAGCAAGGGCCACCUCAAGGUGCACAUCGAGCGAGUGCACAAGAAGAUCAAGCAGCACUGCCGCUUCUGCAAGAAGAAGUACUCUGACGUCAAGAACCUCAUCAAGCACAUCCGAGACGCGCAUGACCCACAGGACAAGAAGGUCAAAGAGGCCUUGGACGAGCUCUGCCUGAUGACGAGGGAGGGCAAGCGGCAGCUGCUCUAUGACUGCCACAUCUGUGAGCGCAAGUUCAAGAACGAGCUGGACCGCGACCGCCAUAUGCUGGUGCACGGAGACAAGUGGCCUUUUGCCUGUGAGCUCUGUGGCCAUGGGGCCACCAAGUACCAGGCGCUGGAGCUGCAUGUCAGGAAGCACCCCUUCGUGUACGUCUGUGCCGUCUGCCGCAAGAAGUUUGUCAGCUCCAUCAGGCUGCGCUCCCACAUCAAAGAGGUGCACGAGGCUGCCCAGGAGGCCUUGGUCUUCACCAGUUCCAUCAACCAGAGCUUCUGUCUCCUUGAGCCUGGUGGGGACAUCCAGCAAGAAGCUCUGGGGGACCAGCUACAGCUGGUGGAAGAGGAGUUUGCCCUCCAGGGUGUGAAUGCACUCAAGGAAGAGGCCUGUCCUGGGGAUACUCAGCUGGAGGAGGGCCGGAAGGAGCCAGAGGCCCCUGGGGAAAUGCCUGCCCCAGCUGUGCACCUGGCUUCCCCAGCUGUGCACCUGGCUUCCCCGCAGGCCGAAAGCACAGCCCUGCCGCCCUGUGAGCUGGAAACCACCGUGGUCUCCUCCUCAGACCUGCAUUCUCAAGAGGUGGUUUCAGAUGAUUUUUUGUUGAAAAAUGAUAGCUCCUCCGCGGAGGCUCAUGCUGCUCCUGAGAAGCCCCCAGACAUGCAGCACAGAAGCUCAGUCCAAACACAAGGUGAAGUGAUCACACUACUGCUGUCCAAGGCCCAGAGUGCUGGGUCAGAUCAGGAAAGCCAGGUCGCCCAGAGCCCCCCAGGGGAAGGGCAGAACAUGGCUGCGCUUUCAGCUGGCGACCCAGAUCCCAGCAAGUGUCUCAGGUCAAACCCAGCUGAGGCCUUAGACCUCCUCCCUCCAGUAGCUGGUGGUGGGGACACCAUCACACAUCAGCCUGACUCUUGCAAAGCGGCCCCUGAGCACCGGUCAGGCAUCACCGCAUUCAUGAAGGUCCUGAACAGUUUACAGAAGAAGCAAAUGAACACCAGCUUGUGUGAGCGGAUCCGGAAGGUUUAUGGAGACCUGGAGUGUGAAUACUGUGGCAAACUUUUUUGGUACCAAGUGCAUUUUGAUAUGCAUGUCCGCACCCACACCCGGGAACAUCUGUAUUAUUGCUCUCAGUGUCAUUAUUCUUCCAUCACCAAAAACUGCCUUAAACGCCAUGUAAUUCAGAAACACAGUAACAUCUUGCUGAAGUGUCCCACCGACGGCUGUGACUACUCGACUCCAGAUAAAUAUAAGCUACAGGCACAUCUUAAAGUUCACACAGCGCUGGACAAAAGGAGUUAUUCUUGUCCUGUUUGUGAAAAGUCUUUUUCAGAGGAUCGAUUGAUAAAGUCACAUAUCAAGACCAACCAUCCUGAGGUCUCCAUGAGCACCAUUUCUGAGGUUCUCGGGAGGAGGGUUCAGCUGAAAGGGCUAAUUGGAAAGAGAGCCAUGAAAUGCCCAUAUUGUGACUUUUAUUUCAUGAAGAAUGGCUCAGACCUUCAGCGUCAUAUUUGGGCCCAUGAAGGUGUGAAGCCCUUCAAGUGUUCUUUGUGUGAGUAUGCAACCCGUAGCAAGAGUAACCUCAAGGCUCAUAUGAAUCGUCACAGCACUGAGAAAACCCACCUAUGUGACAUGUGUGGCAAGAAAUUCAAAUCAAAAGGGACACUGAAAAGUCACAAACUCCUUCACACUGCAGAUGGGAAGCAGUUUAAGUGCACGGUGUGUGACUACACAGCGGCCCAGAAGCCACAGCUGCUGCGGCACAUGGAACAGCAUGUCUCCUUCAAGCCUUUCCGCUGUGCCCAUUGCCAUUACUCCUGCAACAUAUCUGGUUCUCUGAAGCGGCACUACAACAGGAAGCACCCCAAUGAGGAGUAUGCCAACGUGGGCACCGGGGAGCUAGCGGCGGAGGUGCUCAUCCAGCAAGGUGGUUUGAAGUGUCCUGUUUGCAGCUUUGUAUAUGGCACCAAAUGGGAGUUCAAUAGGCACUUGAAGAACAAACAUGGCUUGAAGGUGGUGGAAAUUGAUGGAGACCCCAAGUGGGAGACAGCAACAGAAGCUCCUGAGGAGCCCUCCACCCAGUAUCUCCACAUCACAGAGGCCGAAGAAGAUGUUCAAGGGACACAGGCAGCGGUGGCCGCGCUCCAGGACCUGAGAUACACCUCUGAGAGUGGCGACCGACUGGACCCCACGGCCGUGAACAUCCUGCAGCAGAUCAUUGAGCUGGGCGCCGAGACCCACGACGCCACUGCCCUUGCCUCGGUGGUUGCCAUGGCACCCGGGACGGUGACUGUGGUUAAGCAGGUCACCGAGGAGGAGCCCAGCUCCAACCACACGGUCAUGAUCCAGGAGACGGUCCAGCAAGCGUCCGUGGAGCUUGCCGAGCAGCACCACCUGGUGGUGUCCUCCGACGACGUGGAGGGCAUUGAGACGGUGACUGUCUACACGCAGGGCGGGGAGGCCUCGGAGUUCAUCGUCUAUGUGCAGGAGGCCAUGCAGCCUGUGGAGGAGCAGGCUGUGGAGCAGCCGGCCCAGGAACUCUAGAGGACAUGUGGCAUCGGAUGGCCACAGGGCGGGGCCACCAGGCUCUGCAGGCACCCAGGGUGGGGAGGCCACCCGUCCUGCCCUACCCACAGAAUGGUGCUCUCCUUUGCCCUCCCUGCCCAGCAGCCUGAUGGGACUCUUCUAGUCCAACUUGGGGUGGGCAAGGCAGUCAGCAUCACCAGCAACACCACAGGACCCUGUCCCCAGCAUAGACACACCCCCCCUGACCCUUACCAUCUGUUUCCUGAAAGACUUUAGCAUCAGCUCCCCUACACAUACCCCACACCUUCACCCCUUGCAUCAGGAUUCAAACAGAGACUCCCAGUCCCCCUCAGCAUCUUCCCUGAAUCACAGCCCCAGCUUCUUGACCCCCAUCUAGGUGCCAAAUGUUCAUCUGCAACCGCUAUGCAGUCUGGUGAGAGGGAGACAGCCAUCACAUAGAAAGUGACCUUAUGGGUUUUUAAUCACUGCUGGGUGGGGUGGGGGUAAGGGGAUUGUCCUGGCUUUGUCGACGAAGUCCCACUUCCCCGAGUAUUGAGGGCCCUUGGUAUCAAGUGAGGUAAAUUCACCCGUCACAGGGUCUCGCCCUACCAUCCUGGAAUUAUUUCACUUUUAAGAUAAAUGCACUAUUUCACUGUUCGCUUCCCAUUCUAAGGAGGUGAGGUGGAUGGAAUAAAAACAGUUCCUGUCUGAA